Messenger RNA from Indicator indicator, 3254 nucleotides. It is a transcript of the gene SYDE1, whose product is annotated as synapse defective Rho GTPase homolog 1. The transcript has 11 exons. NCBI's taxonomy places the organism in Eukaryota, Metazoa, Chordata, Aves, Piciformes, Indicatoridae. The coding region runs from base 1 to 2487 and encodes 828 amino acids. Gene Ontology annotation, biological process: signal transduction. The record is from RefSeq and is a predicted model, not a curated record.
AUGGCGGAGCCGCUCCUCCGCCGAACCUUCUCCCGCCUGAGGGGCCGCGACCGCCCGAGGGGCAAGAAAGCAGACAAGGAGAGAGAUCCUCCACCCCCCAGCCCUGAUCCUCCAGCAGAUCCAGACCCAGCAGCGUCCCGCAGGCAGAACUGGUCCAGGUUCUCCUGCGGUGGCCACGACCAGGAGAGGAGGUCCCCACCAGCCAGCAAAGCCUCCUUGGAUCCAGUAGAUCCCAAGGAAGCAGCAGAUCCCCAGGCCAGCAUCCAACCGCCCAGCGAGGAAGACUUGGAGCUGGUGGAGGCAGCCGAGGAGCCGAAAGGCUCCGUGGAGCUGGGAGCUGCUGGGAGGUGUCCCAGCCACGGAGUCUACCUGCGGAGCCUGGAGAGGAGCAGCAGGCACUGGGUGCUGUCCUCAGCCAAGGGGCCUGGGCUGGAUGAGCUGGGAGGGGCAGCAGAAGCUGCUGCUCCUGGCACCGGGGGUGGCACCAGCAGUGAAGGUGACAUCUGGUACAACCCCAUCCCUGAAGAUGAAGAUUCCCAAGAGGAAGCUGCCCGAGGUGGCUUGGGGACAGCUGAGAGCUGUGGUCACCGUGGUGGAGAGGAGCCAGUGGCUGGCAGGAGCCAGGCCUGUGGGAAGGUUCCCAUCCCUUGUGUCACCUCGGGGCUGUCCUCAGCCCCCUCCUCCCCUCCGGGCAGCCCCCGGCGGGGCAGUGCCCUGCAGAAGGUGAAGUCCCCGGGCACCGUCCGCCGCCUCUCCAUGAAGAUGAGGAAGCUGCCGGAGCUGCGCCGCAAGCUGAGCCUGCGGAGCCCGCGGGCACCUCGCACCCAGGAGGGUGGCACCGUGGGGGCAGAGGCCGGGAAGGAGUCCAGCAACGUCAUCAGCCGCUACCACCUGGACACCAGCGUGGCCUCGGUGCCAGGACCCCCGCGGGGCAGGGUGAUGGUCAGCAGAGGAGGCUACCUGAGUGACGGCGACUCGCCCCAGCUGCCGGCCAAGGCUGGAGACGUUCCUGCGGAUAACGAGGAGGAGGAGGAGGAUGGAGAGAAGGCCUUGGAGGUGGCACUGUACCAACCGUACAGCAGCGAGGAGCCGGCGGAGCGCGGUGGGCAGAGGAUCUCCGGUUUGGUCAGCGUCCACCUGCAGGGGCUGAAGGACCUGAAGCCACCAAAGGUGGAGGCCAGGGAGGUCUUCUGCGUCCUGCAGGUGGAUUCAGUCAACAGAGCCAGGACGGCUCUGCUGGCCUCCAAGAAGGCCUUCCUGGCACUCAACCACACCUUCAACCUGGAGCUGGAAGGUGCUCGGCAGCUCAAGGUGGUUGUCUUCUCCUGGGAUCCCACCAGCUGCAGGAACAGGAUCUGCUGCCAUGGGACCGUGGUGCUGCCCCAUAUCUUCAGAGGUUGCAGAGCACAGCAGCUGGCAGUGCAGCUCCAGCCCCGGGGUGUCCUCUACUCCAAGCUGAGCCUGGUGGAGCAGUGGGACAACCCCAGCGAGGGGGAGCCUCGGGUCUUCGGGGUGGAGCUGGGCCAGCUGGUGGAGAGGGAGAAGACAACCACCAAGGUGCCUCUCAUCAUCCAGAAGUGUGUGUCUGAGAUCGAGAAACGAGGCCUGAAGGUCGUGGGGCUGUACCGACUCUGUGGCUCCGCUGCUGUCAAGAAGGAGCUGCGAGAGGCCUUCGAGAGGGACAGCAGCACUGUCAGCCUCUGCCAGAGAAGAUAUCCUGACAUCAAUGUCAUCACUGGGAUCCUGAAGGACUUCCUGCGGGAGCUGCCCACUCCUCUCAUCACCUCCACGCUCUACCAGGUGGUGCUGGAGGCCAUGGCCAGGAGGGCACCAAAGACCUCCUGGGGGCACAGGGAUGCGGUCAGCCUGCUGGACUGCCUGCCCCAGGUCCAGAAGGCCACCUUGAAGCUUCUCCUGGACCACCUCAGCUUGGUGGCCUCCUUCCACACCUUCAACCGCAUGACCCCCCAGAACAUCGCCGUCUGCUUCGGGCCUGUGCUCCUCACCCACCACCAGGAGCUCCAAGGCUCUGCUGCCACCAUGGCCACCACCACCCCCAGUGAGGACAUCUCCGGCGCCGUGGACUUUAAGAGGCACAUUGAGGUCCUCCAUUACCUUCUGCAGGCCUGGCCAGCUCCCAGCUCCAGCCCAGUGCUCCCAGUUAGCUCUGGGCCUCCUCCCAGCAUCCCCCCAGCCCCUGUUCGAGGUCCCCCUCUGCAGCUGGAGCUCCUGGAGCGCCUCCCGGUGGUGGCCAGGCCGCGGCCGCGGGGCCCUGAGAGCCCUCCCAGCAAUCGCUACGCAGGGGACUGGAGCCACAACCACCUCCCAGCAGCUGCUGGCCACGGCCAGCAGGGGGCAGCAGGAGACCUGCAGUGGGCAGCAGAGGGCAGCAAUGGCCUGGGGGCAAAGCUCAACCUGAAGGACUUCGAUGCCCUCAUCAGUGACCUGGAGAGGGAGUUGGCCAAGCAGAUCAACGUCUGCCUGUGAGCCUGCGGGCACCAGGGGGCACUGGGGAGGCACUGGAGGGGCACUGGGAGUGAUGGAAGCUGUGGUGAUGCUGAAGCUGGUGGUGACCCCAAGCUGGUGGUGAGGUCAGCAGCACCAAGGUUGGCUUGGGUGGCACCAGUGGCAGUGCCAACCCUUGGUGGCAGCCUCAGAACCAGUAAGAGCAGUGCCCAGCCCAGUAAGGAGGCCAAAACCAGUAACACCCCCAGCAAAACCAGUAAGGACAUCACCACCAGUGCCAGUGCCACCAGCACCAAAACCAGUAAGGACCAGUAAGAAGAUCACCACCAGUGCCUGUGAUGCCACCACCACCAGUCCCAAACAGCAAAACCAGUGCCAAUGGUGCCAGCACCAGUGCCACCUGCACCACAACCAGUAAGGACCAGUAAGAAGAUCACCACCAGUGCCACCAGCAAAACCCGUGCCCAGUCCACCAAACCCAGUCAGGACCAGUAAGAAGAUCACCACCAGUGCCACCAGCACCAAAGCCAGUAAGGACCAGUAAGAAGAUCACCACCAGUACCACCAGUGCCCAUUCCACCAAACCCAGUCAGGACCAGUCAGGAGACCCCCACCAGUGCCUCUACCACCACUGAUGCCACCCCCCACCCCCACCAGUGCCCAAGCCCAGCACCCGUGCUGCCACCACCCAAUAACCACACUGCUGAAACCAGUAGGAACCAGUAAGCAGCUCCCCAGCACUUCUCUCCUUGCUUCCAUUUGCACAGCACCAGGCAUGGGGGGACAGA